Molecule: messenger RNA, 498 nt
Organism: Pediculus humanus corporis (human body louse)
Lineage: Eukaryota; Metazoa; Arthropoda; Insecta; Psocodea; Pediculidae
Exons: 3
Coding region: 1-498 (165 amino acids)
Source: RefSeq, a predicted model, not a curated record
AUGCAGAGAAAAAGAAAAUUCAAUUAUUAUUAUUAUUAUUCAUUUAUUUUUAUUACAGGUCAUGGAAAUGUUUUGCCUAUACAUUUGAUAAGACAUCAUCAACAAACGAGCACAAAACAAAAAAAAUCGUCAGGUGAUAUUAAAAUAAACGAAAUCGGAAAUGGAACGGAGGAAAUGGAUCAAAUAAUUCCAAUAACGGAAAAUCCCGAAUUUUCCGAUUUGAUUGUUAAACCUCACGAAGAAAUAACAUUGCAUUGUUAUAUUUCUCAGGGAUUAUUUUGGAUUCACGAUGGACAAUCCGUUGAUUCGGUCGAUGUCGGAGUUGCGGGUACGGGUCACAGGUAUCGAAAGGAUCCGGUCAAAGGUCAUUUACACAUUUCAAACGUUAGAUUGGAAGAUAACGGAUAUUGGCAAUGUCAAUACCGCGAUGUUAGCCAUCAUUCUUUAUUAUCGUCAAAACCUCUUCGUUUGAUCGUUUUAGGAGGAGGGGGGUGUUGA